UCGUCGCCAGUGUUUUGUGCAGGGGCUGGGAAAGCCAGAGAGGCUGUGCCAGGCUGGAGGAGACUUGUCUUUCCAAGGCUGGAGAGGAUUUCACGCGGGUUUGCCUGCAGCUGCCCGGGAAGAAAUUCCCCUCUGGUGGCAGCAGCCGCAGCAGCAGCGGCGGCGGCGGCGGCGGCAGCGGCGGCGGCAGUAGCAGCGACGGCGGCAGCCCUACCUCCUGUUCUGGGGAACAGGGCAGAAUGCCUGUGCUAGAGCGGUACUUCCACUCCGCAGAACUAGGCAGGAGGUGGACGGCCCCAGAAGGUGUGCUGCCCUCCGCCCUAGGCAGCAGGCCGGGGUGCCAGCAGGGGCCGCUACCCUGGGACUUGCCAGAGAUGAUCAGGAUGGUAAAGCUGGUUUGGAAGUCCAAAAGUGAGCUGCAGGCAACCAAGCCGAGAGGCAUUCUGGAAAAUGAAGACGCUUUGCACAGCUUCCCAGGAGAUGUCCGACUAAGGGGUCAGACCGGGGUUCCUGCCGAACGCCGCGGCUCCUACCCAUUCAUUGACUUCCGUCUACUUAACAAUACAACACACUCAGGGGAAAUUGGCACCAAGAAAAAGGUGAAAAGACUGUUAAGUUUCCAAAGAUACUUCCAUGCAUCUAGGCUUCUCCGUGGGAUUAUACCGCAGGCCCCCCUCCACCUGCUGGAUGAAGACUAUCUUGGACAAGCAAGGCAUAUGCUCUCCAAAGUCGGAAUGUGGGACUUUGACAUUUUCUUGUUUGAUCGCUUGACAAAUGGGAACAGUCUGGUAACACUGCUGUGCCACCUCUUCAACACCCAUGGACUCAUCCACCAUUUCAAGCUGGAUAUGGUCACCUUACACAGGUUUUUGGUCAUGGUUCAGGAAGAUUACCACGGCCACAACCCAUACCAUAAUGCUGUUCAUGCAGCCGAUGUCACCCAGGCCAUGCACUGUUACCUGAAGGAGCCAAAGUUGGCCAGCUUCCUCACACCUCUGGAUAUCAUGCUUGGACUACUGGCUGCAGCAGCUCACGACGUUGACCACCCAGGGGUGAACCAGCCAUUUUUGAUCAAAACCAACCACCAUCUUGCCAACCUGUAUCAGAAUAUGUCUGUACUGGAGAAUCACCACUGGCGAUCUACAAUUGGCAUGCUUCGGGAAUCAAGGCUUCUUGCUCACUUGCCAAAGGAAAUGACGCAGGAUAUUGAACAGCAGCUGGGAUCCCUGAUCUUAGCCACAGACAUCAACAGACAGAAUGAGUUUCUCACUCGCCUAAAAGCUCACCUCCAUAAUAAAGACUUGAGACUGGAGAAUGUACAGGACAGACACUUUAUGCUUCAGAUCGCUCUGAAAUGUGCUGACAUUUGCAAUCCUUGUCGGAUCUGGGAGAUGAGCAAGCAGUGGAGUGAAAGGGUCUGUGAAGAAUUCUACAGGCAAGGUGACCUUGAACAGAAAUUUGAACUGGAAAUCAGUCCUCUUUGUAAUCAACAGAAAGAUUCAAUCCCUAGCAUACAAAUUGGUUUCAUGACUUACAUCGUGGAGCCGCUCUUCCGGGAAUGGGCCCGGUUCACCGGGAACAGCACCCUGUCGGAGAACAUGCUAAGCCACCUCGCGCACAACAAAGCCCAGUGGAAGAGCCUGCUGUCCAAGCAGCACAGACGCAGGGGCAGCGGCCAGGACUCCGCGGCCCCCACGUCUGAGACCCUGGAGCAGACGGAAGGCGCCACGCCCUAAGACAGCCCGGUCUGCAGGAGCAAGGCCAUCCGACGGCCCUCACCACAAACCCACCACCCUGGGCUUCGAGUGCCACCCGCCUGCCAUUGCCGCCUCCCUUCGUUGAUCCAAGUGUACAGAAGCCAUCGUCAACUCAGCAUUAGCUGCCGAAAGGAGCGGCUUCAUCCUGUCCCCGGAGCUCGGGACAACUGCCCCAACGGAAAAGACCAGGAGUAAGAAAGAGGUGCUUCUGCCGGGUCCCCCUCUGGCCGGCCCUUGGUCACACUGACUGGCAGUGGCUCCUAAGUCCAGAGCAUUUUAGGGUUCAUCGUCUGACUGCUGACCUGCAUGACAACACCAGCAUACUUGGAACUGCAAGAUUGGUCUUAAGUGCCAGAGCACAAACACGAGAGAGAGAGAAAGUACCUUCUAUUUUAAUAAUAAUUAUUAUUAUAAAAUAAUAAUGAAUCUUUUUAACUUUUAUAUUUCAUGCACCAGACAAUGGGUCUAAAACUUUGGACUAAGAUUACUCAGUGUACCCAAACCUGAAAAGGGGGUUCAUUGUUUUGCUAUUGACUCUAUGCCACUUUUAGUCAGAGAAUUGGCAUCUUGGUGAUUUAUGAAACCAUGUCUCCCCCCUCCCAUCUGGUGGAAGGUGCUGUACAGUUCAUUCCUUUGCACCGCUAGCCACUCUGUCUUUUACGGAUUCAGUGACCUGUUUAUAUUCACAUGUACAUUUUCUGUAAAUACCAAACGCUACUGAUUCCCAUGCCAAAAUACACGAGUAUUAUGGGAUUGCUACCUGUAUAAACAAUGGCACUGUGAACAGAAUACUAUUAGUUUUAAUACAAGAGAAUGCAUUUGUAAAUAUGGUAUAGAGUUUAUUAAUAUACUGUUGUUCGCAGACAAAGGCCUUAACUUUAAACAUCUUCCCUCUUCCCAAAGUUGCCCAGCCUAAAUCUUUACAGAUAUCUUUCUGAACUGCCUGUCCCCAAUGGCCAUCUUUCUGCUUUCCUGCUAAGGUCACAAGUCAAAACUGAUUGUCGUCUUGGAGAGAACUUUUUUUGGGGGGGUGGGGACUUCUCAUGCAUUCCUCUUGAGACCAUAGUUUUUAGUCUAUGGCACCAAGUAUGGUUUCCUCAGAAUAAUGACACCCUCUCAGCAAGAUGGAAGUCAUUUUCCAGUGCAGUAAUAUUGCACACUGUUUUAACAAGCCGGCCGAUAAGCUUGUGUUUAUGUGACUUCUGUUAUGGAACACGGGGUGCAUCAACCUCCCAGGAGACAGAGCAGGUCUCAAAAGCCUUGUAUGACCCUGCCAUCUAACCAUCAGGAACUCCCUGCUCCCACGCCACACAGUUGUCUGCUAUGGCUACAAUACCAAAGUCCCUUUGGUCCAUGGUUGAUUGGUGUGCAUUUCUUUGGUGUUGAUAGUAACUGGAGAUUUCUUUUUUUUUUCCUAUAGCUUCAUGUGAACAACCACCCAACUACUUAGCUGAAUUUAACAUUAUUUAAGUAAAGAAGCUGCUUCAGUUUUAUAAGAGACUUUGUGGUUGAUUAGGCUGUAACCAGCAGAGUCAGCUUGGGAUCUUGUUGCUGUUCUUCUGUAGACACUUGGCUGUAAAAUCUAGUGUGUUCCGGCAUUCUUACACAGACAGACUCUGUGUUGAACCUUUUCUUUGUAAGUUGUAGCAUAACUAAUUUAGAUGGGAACUGCCAGUGCCCCUUCCUCUCUACCUAACGUGUAGUGGGAGACGGAGUAUUUCUGCCAUGAUCAAGCCGCCUUCUCAAGCUGAUGGAGACAGCUAGCUCUCUAAUUGCAACUGAUGUGGGUCUUCCGGUUUCUCCUAAUAAUACAAGUGAAAUGUUAAAAGCUUGACUGGCCUGGAUUGUGUCCUUACAGAGAGAUUGGGGCUUGCAGACUUAAGGUUUUGGAGGGAAUUGGAAAGUUGAUUAUAUUUUCAUUGAAGUAGGCAAGAUUGUCAGAGUGGCAGCGCUAAAGGUGUGACGAGCUUAUGAAAUGGGUGGAUGAUAUGUUGAAAUUCCUGAUGGGGGUAAGAAGGUAGGCUGUGCAAACUUAACACUAACUGUUGUUUUCUGCAGCAGCUAUGAACUGACUCAUGUUUCUUAGCUGCUAUGCUAUUCUGAUGCUCUGAGUGACGUGUUUCUUAGUUGCUAUGGUUUCUGAAACUCGGAGCUUAAGCACGGCCUCAAGCAAGAAGGAUGGAUACAGCAGAUAGAUUCCUGCUUCAAACCCUCCCUUUUGGGGGCUGUAGUAGCCUGGCUUUAUGCAUAUGAGAUCAAAUCAAGGAAAUCAAUUGCUCAGGAUGACAAAACGGAAAUAGUAAAGAAAACAUUGUUUUUAGUCCACGAAAUCUCUACCUUGAGUUGAGGAACUAGAGUUUGCUUAAGUUAUAAUUAUAUUGUGAUUUAAUUAGGAUGGGGCAUUCUUAGUAGUUCCAGGUUUAGAGGGGAAAUGUUUUCAUGUUGCAAGUUAGUCUUAAAGUGGGGUUAACAAACAAACUACCAAAUAUCCAAUGGUUAAGACAGAAGCAUAAUGAAAAUCAGAAGUGGGACAUGACUCAUUAAUGACACAUAAAUGACACUUAGAUGCACCUUCCUUUCUCUACUGUCUAGAAUGACAUAAAUGACACAUAGAUGCACCUUCCUUUUUCUACUGUCUAGAACUUCUUGAGCUCCACAUUUGUUGGCAAAAACUAAAAUAAAUAAUAACUGUGAAAACUCUUCUUUUUGCCUGCUAAUGGCUCUCUUGGAAUAAUUUAAUACAAGUUGUCCAAUUAGUAGUGGAGACAUGACUCUUGAUCCAUGUACCACUAUAACUUUCCAGUCUUAAUCUGCUAGCCCACCUAGCUCAUGUUUAAUGAAGAACUCAAAGAACUAUGUUUUAGCCAGCCAAAGUCAAGAUCUCAGAGAGAGAGAGAGAGAGAGAGAGAGAGAGAGAGAGAGAGAGAGAGAGAGAGAGAGAGAGAGAACAUGAAUACAUACAUUACUGCAUUACUGUCAGGCAUGAUAAUCAGAACCUACCCUUUUUUGCAGUCAUUGAAUAAACAGUCAGACUUGAUACGUGAAACCCUGCCAACCCAUAGUUCUCUGUUAGGUUAAAUAAAAACUAGCUAUUUCUCCCUCUCCCCCUUACUGCUUACAGCUUCCCACAAAGGGCCUUGGAGCAAUCUGCAAACCUGUCUUCUGACAGUCCUUCCUCUAAAACACAAUUUUGUGACCUUUUGUGUUGAGUCAGACAUGCUCACUGACUUCCAUUGGGUUAUGAGCUUGUAUCUCACUGUAUCCUCAUGCUUUGUUCUUUUAAGAGCCCAUACAACUGUGUCAUCUUGUGUACACAUGUAAAGUUUGAAAAAAAACUUGUGAGUUUUGCUCAAAAUGUGACCUAAAUAUUCAUUGGCAUGUCAAUCCAGAUGAACACUCAAAAAUAAAGAUAAUUUCUUUAAAAGA
Molecule: messenger RNA, 5183 nt
Organism: Mesocricetus auratus (golden hamster)
Lineage: Eukaryota; Metazoa; Chordata; Mammalia; Rodentia; Cricetidae
Gene: Pde7b
Product: phosphodiesterase 7B
Exons: 12
Coding region: 240-1736 (498 amino acids)
Molecular function (GO): 3',5'-cyclic-AMP phosphodiesterase activity
Source: RefSeq, a predicted model, not a curated record